Messenger RNA from Lactuca virosa, 1000 nucleotides. Lineage: Eukaryota; Viridiplantae; Streptophyta; Magnoliopsida; Asterales; Asteraceae. The record is from the annotation of a GenBank genome assembly.
UUCACAUUAACAGCUAACCUCAAACUCUUCUCCAAUCCAACCACUUCCUUAAUUAGCUAGGAUGGAAGAGAGUCUUCCUCCGGGAUUUAGGUUCCAUCCAACUGAUGAAGAACUUAUCACUUUUUAUCUCAGUCAAAAGAUUACUGAUUCAAGUUUCACUUCCAAAGCAGUUGCUGAGGUUGAUCUCAAUAAAUGCGAACCUUGGGACCUCCCAGCCAAAGCUUCUAUGGGAGAAAAGGAAUGGUAUUUCUUCAGCAUGAGAGAUCGAAAAUACCCAACAGGACUACGAACAAACCGUGCAACUGUGGCGGGUUAUUGGAAGACAACAGGAAAGGACAAAGAAAUCUUUCGUGGUGGAAUCUUGGUUGGAAUGAAGAAAACCCUAGUUUUUUACAUGGGUAGAGCUCCUAAAGGUGAAAAAACCAACUGGGUGAUGCAUGAGUAUAGACUUGAAACUACACAUGCUUAUAAACCUAAUAAGGAGGAAUGGGUAGUUUGCAGAAUUUUCCAAAAAAGCACGACAUCUAAAAAACCAAUGGGCACCACAUCUUCGCCUCAGUCGAUGGAUUCACCUUGUGAUACCAACACGAUGGCAAAUGACUAUGGUGAUAUCGAGCUGCCAAACUUAAAUGACAUUGCAAAUUUAAGUGGUAACAUUUCACUUCGUAAUUACGGCAUGGAAACCAACCUCAACACGAAUAUGAACCAGAAUAUUAGUUUGGUACACGGUCUUCCAUUAUGGCCAUCUAGCAUACUAAGUUCAAACCUUUCAAUGAAUGCGUUACUUCUUAAAGCAUUGCAACUUAGAAGUUACCAACAAAGAGAAGCUGCCAAUUUUGAUUAUCAAUUCAUGCCACAAGCGAAUUCCAACUUUUUAGAUGGGGCAAGUCCAAGCUUACAAGCAUCUUCCACUAGAAAUUGUGAAUCUUUGCAGCAUCAGGAACAACAGGAGCAACCAUUCAACUUGGACUCCAUGUGGUUGCAUUUUUGGAUCAUAUGA